AUGCCCAUCACGCCAAGACAAACAAUAUCAAAUAAACAACAUCAGCAGAAGCACCAGCUACAACGAGAUCAAAGUAACAAUGAUGGCGAAACAAAUUAUGCGCCCGGCUCAUCGAAUCACACCGAUACGCAUGGUAGCGUCGGUGUGCCGACACUGCCUGCAGCAGCGCUAUCUCUGUCAGCAACAUCCGUAGGCAGCACACCGCCGAGCAGCGCUGAAGCGACAAAUACCAACAAUUUCGCUUAUUACACGGGCGCCGCUGAAACGGUGGCAGCAACGGCUGUCACAGCUGCAACGCACCGACAUGCUGACGCAGCAACGCCACCACUACCACCCCCAUCACAAUCGUUGCCGCCAUCAUCAGCUGUGGCGGCCUCAUCAGCAACAGCGCACUAUCCACCACCACACCAGCAACACUAUGCCACGAGCAACGCAGUGGCGCCACUGUCGGAUGCCUUUCACCACCAGCAGAUGCAGCUACAGCUACAACAACAAUACGAGCAGCGUUAUCAACUGCAAACAGCCUAUUAUCAUCAGCAACAGCAGACGCCGCCGUCGCAACCGCAGCAAGAAGACCAAUCAGCAACGUAUGUGACGUCACAACAGCCGUCUACACAAUACUCGUACCAACAUGUGGCGGCCACAACAACAACAGUAAAUCAACAUGCAGCGCGCAGCAACAGACAAGCAACUCAGUCGACAGCCACACACCACACAACUAACACAACACACAGCAGCAACCUGCAGUAA
Messenger RNA from Bactrocera dorsalis (oriental fruit fly), 750 nucleotides. RefSeq names its product DNA N6-methyl adenine demethylase-like. The record is from RefSeq and is a predicted model, not a curated record. The transcript is spliced from 2 exons. Bases 1 to 750 code for a protein of 249 amino acids. Lineage: Eukaryota; Metazoa; Arthropoda; Insecta; Diptera; Tephritidae.